AACUUCAUCACGGUGGCGAAACUUUCAACGAACGUUUGAAGAGUUUCUGCUGCGAGAGCCGGAGACUUUAUUAAAUCCGAGCAGCGGAUGAACAUACAUCGAUGCAAUAUGGGAAGUUUAUUCACUAGCCUUUAAACUCAGGAAACAUGGCAUUACUCUUUCAUGUAAAUCUCGGGAGAAGCUCUGAACGCGGUUGAAUCGAGUGAAAAUGGGCGAUGAAUCAAAGCCAGUGGACGGAGAGGUGAAUGAUAAUAAAUAUUUAACAAAAACAGCCGCGGCUGAUGCUGAGGUGACUUUUGAACACCAAAACGCACCGCCGGAAACGCGUUUAUAUAAAAAGAGAUGGAUCAUAGUAUUUUUAUUCAGCUCGUAUUCGCUAUGUAACUCCUAUCAAUGGAUUCAAUACGGAAUCAUCAACAAUAUCUUCAUGCGCUUCUACGGCGUGGACUCUUUCACCAUUGACUGGAUGUCCAUGAUUUACAUGUUGACGUACAUUCCGCUCAUUUUUCCCGUCUCGUGGCUCUUGGAUAAAAAAGGUCUGAGGGUCAUCGCGCUCGUGGCAGCGGCUCUGAAUUGCACAGGCACGUGGAUCAAGGUGGCCAGCGCGAGACCGGACCUUUUCCCGGUGACAUUUAUGGGUCAGUUCACGUGCUCAGUGGCGCAGGUGUUUAUUCUCGGGAUGCCCUCGCGCAUCGCAUCGGUGUGGUUCGGAUCGAAAGAAGUGUCCACUGCCUGCUCCAUCGGGGUCUUCGGAAAUCAGUUGGGGAUCGCCAUAGGCUUCCUUGUUCCGCCAAUACUGGUUCCAAAUGUGGACGAUCUGGACGAGUUAGCGGCUCACAUCAGAGUCAUGUUCUACAUCACGGCGGGAGUGGCCACCUUCCUGUUUGUGUUGGUUGUCAUUGUGUUUCAGGAGCGUCCGGAGAUCCCUCCCACCCACGCUCAAGCCGCAGCUCGGAGGAUCUCUCCAGAGAGCUACUCGUAUACAGGAUCCAUCCUCAGGCUGCUCCGCAACAAAGCCUUCAUCCUCCUCGUCAUCACUUACGGGCUGAAUGUUGGCUGUUUCUAUGCUGUCAGUACGCUUCUCAACCGAAUGAUCAUUGAACACUAUCCUGGAGAGGAGGUGAACGCCGGCAGGAUCGGCCUCACCAUCGUGAUCGCUGGCAUGGUGGGAUCCCUCAUCUGUGGGAUCUGGUUAGACCGAUCUAAGACAUACAAACAAACAACACUAGCCGUGUAUCUGAUGUCGCUUGUGGGUUUGGUGCUUUAUGCUUUUACCUUGGAUCUGGGUCACUUGUGGGUGGUCUUCAUCACUGCAGGAACCCUCGGGUUCUUCAUGACGGGUUACCUUCCACUUGGUUUUGAGUUUGCUGUCGAAUUGACUUACCCAGAGUCUGAGGGGACGUCUUCAGGACUUCUGAACUGCUCUGCACAGGUAUUCGGGAUCAUAUUUACAAUCUGUCAGGGGAAAAUCAUGGAUUCGUUUAAUACUCUGGCUGGAAAUCUCUUCCUGUGUGCCUUCCUGCUGAUAGGAACCAUCAUUACAGCUUGUAUCAAGUCGGAUCUGCGCAGACAGUUGGCAAACCAGCAAGCACUGGCAGCUGCAGCAUUGGGCAGGUCAGACGUUCAGGAUCACAGUGGGACGUCUCUCCACCCCUCCACACACAUGUGAUCAAUCAAUCACUGCUUGAUUUUAUUGCUCACUGUGGUUCAGAUCCAUGUGGAAGCAUCACUGGCACAAGCUUUUGAAGCCAAACUCUAAUGUGAUCGCAGGACGGAUCGUGUGGCAUGUUUAUCUUUUAUAGUUUUCAUCUGGUCUUGAAUUUUGAUUUAUUCUUUGCCUUGGGACCUUUGAGUAAUGCUGUAUUGUGUGUGUGUGUGUGUGUGUGUUUGAAUUGAGUCCAGUGUUUAUAACAGCCAGGGAAUGAUCAGGUGUUUGUUUGUAUGGUGUGAUCAUUUGUGUUUAUUUGAUCACUAAUCAUCUCAAGUAGGAUAUAUUCUAAUUUUUUAACUAGUUUAUCAAUUGAUGAUUUAAAUUAUUAAUGUUAACAUUUAAAAUGUCUUAUUUCUCUAAACAAUUUUUCAUUGAAAGUUUGAAAAAAAUCCUACGAUGAAACCCAUAAGAACGUGGAGCAUUUCAGUAUUGCGUGAAUUUAAGAAUAGAAACCAAAGCUCAACACAUUUAAAUAUACUGUGUUGGUGUCAAUCUAUGCAGUAAUAAGCACUGAAUAACUUUCUUUAUUUUUAUACAGUUUUCUUUUUUACCUUAAUUAAAGUUCUAAAAAGACCACCUGAACAAAUUGUAAUAAAACAAAUCUAACCUAUAAAGCACAUUACUGUUAUAUUUUAUUUUUAAA
Messenger RNA from Sinocyclocheilus rhinocerous, 2354 nucleotides. Its product is annotated as feline leukemia virus subgroup C receptor-related protein 2-like. Bases 209 to 1669 code for a protein of 486 amino acids. The transcript has 12 exons. Gene Ontology annotation, cellular component: membrane. Lineage: Eukaryota; Metazoa; Chordata; Actinopteri; Cypriniformes; Cyprinidae. Gene Ontology annotation, molecular function: heme binding; heme transmembrane transporter activity. The record is from RefSeq and is a predicted model, not a curated record. Gene Ontology annotation, biological process: transmembrane transport; heme export.